AUGUCGGCGGGGUCGCCAAUGUCGCCGCUUGAGCGGGCGUCCACCGCGGUGGAGAUUGAGUAUGGAUCGGAUGAUGAAUUUGGCAGUGAAAAGCCCCAGGGGGCACGCAGUGGACUGAUGGACGGCCUCACUUCGGCCGUGGGCCAGCAGGUGGCUGCCAAUAUGUUUGAAGCCGGCAAGCAGUCCGCGGAAAGCGUGUACUCGUCGUAUGCCCGCAUUGACCUGCUGCGCCCCUACUUUGAUGUCGAGCCAGCCGAUAUUCGAUAUCGACUCCUGAAGUCGUUGUGGCCACAGUUCUCCUCCGUGCCCCAGAUCAUCCCCGCCGACCUCUAUGGGCCCAUCAUGUUGGCUUUUACUCUGUCGGCCAUCCUGCUCCUGGGCAUGAAGGCCCAUGGUCAUGUCGCGGCCCGCGAGGGCACGCUCAUCGGUACAGCCUUUGCCGUGGCCUUUGGCUUUUGGGCGACGCUCAGCACCAUCCUUUACACCUUGGGCUUCAUUUUCAACACCAACGUCACCGCCUUUGAACUUGUUGCCCUGACCGGCUACUCCAUGUUCUCUUAUUGCAUUGUUCUCCUGAUCAGCCAUCUGCACCUUGCCGAGUAUGACUUUUACAUGGCCUGGCUCGUCAUUGGUUCCCUGGCCGCACUACGACUGGGCUUUGCGCUACGCUCAAGAACACCCGAUGGCAAGCAGGGUAUCAUGGUGGGGGUCAUUGCUGCUACGGUGCACUGGACCUACCUGCUGUAUCUCAAGCUUUCUUAUGUUACCCUAUACAAUGCGAUUGUUUGA
Molecule: messenger RNA, 789 nt
Organism: Monosiga brevicollis MX1
Lineage: Eukaryota; Choanoflagellata; Craspedida; Salpingoecidae
Exons: 5
Coding region: 1-789 (262 amino acids)
Cellular component (GO): membrane; Golgi apparatus
Source: RefSeq, a predicted model, not a curated record